Molecule: messenger RNA, 5816 nt
Organism: Scheffersomyces amazonensis
Lineage: Eukaryota; Fungi; Ascomycota; Pichiomycetes; Serinales; Debaryomycetaceae
Gene: ECM29
Product: Ecm29p
Exons: 1
Coding region: 94-5664 (1856 amino acids)
Biological process (GO): proteasome assembly
Cellular component (GO): cytoplasm; nucleus
Molecular function (GO): molecular adaptor activity
Source: RefSeq, a predicted model, not a curated record
AAGCGUUAUUAUUAUAAAAGUCAGAUUGCAGCCACUCUAAAAUAAAGUUAUUAAAAGUAUUGGUUAACAAACAUUUAAUUUUAUAGAAUAAAAAUGGCUGAAAAUGAAUUGUCACUAAUCAAUAAGGUGGAAUUACGUAUAGCAUUAGCCGAAAAUGAUAAGCAAUUUGAAAGUUCACUUCAAUUAUAUCUUGCCCCAUUAUUAUUAAAAUUAGCUAGUCCUCAUGGACAAGUUCGAAGUUCUAUUCUUAAAAUUAUUCAACAACUUUUACCUCGAAUAGCUGCAGCAAGAACUAUUAAAUUACCUUUAGUAGCCUUAUUAAAUCAAGUUAAAACUCCUAAUAUUUCUCCAGGUUCAGAUGCUACAUCAUUAAGAUUAUUUUCAUUAAUAUUUGUUUCACGAGGAAUUGAAAGAUUAUCUGAUUUAGAAAAGAAAGAUUUAAUUCCAAUUGUAAUUGAAGGUAUAUCUAAAUUUCCUGGUAAUGUUUCUGCAAGAUUAUUUAAUGUAUUAUGUAAAUUACUUGAAAAUUGGAAAUCUCCAAGUUUAGAUACUGAAGAUUAUAAUAAUAUGUCUAGAUUUUUACAUUUUAUUGAUAAUCCAAAUGAUGAAAAUUAUUUAUCUCAACUUAUAAGUAAAUUCUUUUUAUUACAAGCUACUCCAAAUGGUUCAAUUGUUUUACCAGGUUUAAGUAUUUCUGAUAAUGAAUUCUUUAACAAAGAUGCUGGAAUACAAUAUAAGACCAAUAAUGAAAUCUUUCAAAUUAAAUUAAGAUUAUUAGAAUUCUUAAAGGCAGGAUUUAAAGAUGAAAAUUUAGUUAUACCAUAUUUAAUUGCAUCAGUUGAUUCAUCAUCAAUAAUUAAUGAUUCUGCAGAAGUUUUACUUAAAAAAUUGACUAUAAAUUAUGAAGAUGAACGAUUAAUUAAUAAUCUAGUUGAUUUAUUUUUAGGUGAUCAAACUAGACCACCAGUUUCUGCAACCGUACAAGAGAAAAUUAUGCAAAAUUUAUUGAAGAGUAAAUUAGUUACCACCAUUCCACGAGUGGCUGAAAUUAGUAGUAUUGGAUUAACAUCAGAAUAUUCUCGAUUAAAGCAAUCAACAGUUCAAUUUAUUAAAUGGGUUAGUAGUAAUGAUAGUGAAUUUUCAGAAAGUCAAGCCAAAACUUUACGAGAAUUUAAUCUGAAUAUGGCAAGUCAAUUAAGAAAUAAUUUAAUUACUGAAGGAUGGCCUCAAUUAGAUUCAUCCCAAAUUAAAAAUUAUUCAACAAGUAUUUCUCAAAGACAAUUACAAUAUGAAACUCUUGGAAAUAUUCUUCGGUCAAGUCCCGAAUUAAUCUUGGAUGAUAUAUCAUAUAUUGAAUUUCUUUUCCAAUCAUUAGAAGGUGAAUUACCUGAUUUAAGAGCUACUAUACAAGAUGCAUUAUCUAGUUUAACUGUACUUUUACCUCAAUUAUCAAGUCAAUCAAAACAAAAUCUUAAGAUUCUUGUUAAACGAUAUUUAUCACAAAUGAGUAGUGAUAAUUCAGAAAAUUGGCAUUCUUGUCGUUAUGUAGCUAUUAAAUAUAUUAAUAGUUCAUUCCCAUUUGAAGAUUCUCAAGCUCGAUAUUUAUGUAUCUUAGGAACUGCCAAAGAAAAUCGUUCAGAUACAAUUGAAGAAGCUAUUAAAGGUUUACAUCCUCAUUGGUUUAAUAUCUUACAAUCAUCUAAUACAUUAGAAUUUAAAUCAACUCGAGAUUUAUUAGGAGAAAAUUCUAAAGUUGUAUUUCCAACCUUUGAACAAUUUAUUUCUGUAUUACAAAAUGAAUUAACUGAAGCAAAUGGUACCAAUAAUACAAUUUAUCAAUCACUUGCCAAGGGGAUUAAAUUUGGUUUACAAAUCUUAGUUAUGCAAGCCAUUUCCAAUUCCAAUUCAAAUUCAAAUACGGUAGUAGUUACUGAUGAAGAUUGGGAAAUAAGAUUAGAUAAAGCCUUAGAAGUUGAUAAGACUGUUCAACAACUUUUAGUUGAGGAAAUUAAACAUAUUGCUGAAUCAGAUAUUAAUAUGACUGAUAAUCAAGAAAAUAAUAUAUUUAAUCAAUAUUUAUCCAUAAUAUUUAAUACAUUAAUUGGACAAUAUUUUGAUACAGCCAGAAUAUCCUUAGAUAUAACUUAUGUGGAAAUAUUUACAAAAUUAAUUACAUUCUCACCUCCCAGAGUAAUUGAACAAUUAAUUCCAUUAAUUGAUAAAAUUAUUGAAUUAAUUAAUAAACAAGUUUUAAAUGAUAAAUCAUUAUCUUUAGUAUGUAAUUCCUUGGGAAUUAUUUCUAGUCAUCCAUAUAUUUCUCGAGAUUAUUUACUUCGAUUAUUUAAUCAAUUAACUAUAAAUGAUAUCCCAUCUUAUAUGGUAAAGAAUAGAUUAUUAACUAUUAGUUAUCUUAUAUCAAGACUUUAUUUAAGAAAAAGAAUUGAUAUUAUUGAUACUAGUGAAUUAAUUAAAUUUUGUGAUAUUCUAUUAAAUCAUCUAAAGAAUGUUGAUUCAUCAUUAUAUUAUACAGUAUUAGAAUGUAUUAAUCAAUUAGCUAUUUUUGGAGUUCUAGGACCCGUCGUUAAUCAAGAAUUAAAUUCAUUUGUUUUACAAUUUAUUGAAUCAAUUAAACUUAAAGUUAAGAAAUGUGAUGAACAAUCGGUAAUUACAUUAUCUUAUUUAACUUUAGCACUUGGUAAAUCAACUUCAACUAGUGAAGAAAUUAAUCAAUAUGAACAAAUGAUUUAUGAUACUCAUAUAUCUAAACAAGUUGAAUAUACUUUUACAAGUGGUGAAGCAUUUCUGGUUAUGGGAUGUGGAUGGCAAUCAACAUAUUUAGUAAAAUAUCUUGAUAUUCAAGGUGAAGAUAUAAUUUAUAUUCCAAAUGAUAUUUCUCGAUUAUCAAUUAUAUUACAAGUAGUCUUACAAGCAUGUGCAAAUACAAAACCAAGUUUAAGAAGAGCAGGAUGUAUUUGGUUAUUAUCAUUAACUCAAUAUUGUGGACAUUUAUCAAUAAUUCAACAAAAAAGUUCGGAAAUUCAUAUAUCAUUUAUGAGAUUUUUAGCUGAUAGAGAUGAAUUAAUUCAAGAAUCUGCUUCAAGAGGUUUAAGUUUAGUUUAUGAAAUGGGAGAUUAUGAUUUAAAGGAUACUUUAGUAAGAGGAUUAUUAAAAUCUUUUACUGAUUCAAGUUCAACAACAAAUUUUACUUCUGGAUCAAUUGAUAAAGAUACUGAAUUAUUUGAACCGGAAUUAUUAAAAACUAAUGAAGGAUCGGUAUCAACUUAUAAAGAUGUUUUAAAUUUAGCAUCUGAUGUUGGAGAUCCAAGUUUAGUUUAUAAAUUUAUGUCAUUAGCUAAAUCUUCAGCCUUGUGGUCUUCAAGAAAGGGGUUAGCCUUUGGAUUAGGUUCAAUAUUAUCUAAAGCUCAAUUAGAUAAGAUGUUAUCUACUAAUAAAAAUUUAUCUAAUCGAUUAAUUCCUAAAUUAUUUCGUUAUAGAUAUGAUCCAAAUACUUCAGUACAAAAAUCCAUGAAUGAUAUUUGGAAUGCAUUAAUUUCUGAUACUUCUAAAACUGUUAAAGAAAAUUUUGAUAUAAUUUUACCAGAAUUAUUGAAGGGGAUGGGGAAUAAAGAAUGGAGAGUUAGACAAGCCAGUACAGUUGGAUUAAGUGAUCUUGUACAAAUUGUUUCUAUUGAAAGUUAUGAAUAUAAAUUAGAAGAAAUUUGGAAUAUGAGUUUUAGAGUUAUGGAUGAUAUUAAAGAAAGUGUUAGAAAGGAAGGAAUUAAAUUAACUAAAAGUUUAGCGACAAUUUUAGUAAGAAUUAUUGAUCCCAAGAAUAAAUCAUCAGAUUCACCACAUGAAUCAAUUGAUAUUUUAGAAAAUUUAAUUCCAUUUUUAUUAGGUAAUAAAGGUUUAUUAAGUGAUUCUGAAGAUGUUAGAAAUUUUGCCUUAGAUACUAUACUUAAAAUUUGUAAAACUGGGGGGAAAUCAAUUAAAAUUUAUGUACCUAAAUUAAUUGAAAAUUUUAUAAAUUUAAUGUCAACAUUAGAACCAGAAGUUAUUAAUUAUUUAGUAUUAAAUGCUGAUAAAUAUAAUUUAAAAUCUAAUGAUAUUUAUGCAAAAAGAUUACAAAGUUUAGGACAUUCACCAAUGAUGGAUGCAAUUGAAAAAUUAUUAGAUGAAUUAGAUGAUUCAUUAAUGGAAGAUUUUAUUAAUAAAUUAGAAUCGGCAAUUAAACGAUCAGUUGGUUUACCAUCAAAAGUUUGUGGUUCAAGAGUAUUGGUUCAAUUAGUUAGUAAACAUUAUCAUUUAAUUAAACCAUUUGGUGAUAAAUUAUUAAAAGUUACUAUCCAACAAAUUAAAGAUAAAAAUGAUACUAUAUCUUCAUCAUAUUCAACUGCUGCAGGUUAUCUUUGUAAAAUUUCUCUGAUUUCAUCAAUUAUAAAUUAUUCAAAAUUUAUAAAUAAAUUAUAUUUUGAAAGUGAAGAUGAAAGAAGUCGAGAAAUUGCAUCAAUUGCUAGUGAAAAUGUUUCAAAAUAUUGUGGUCAUGAUAAAUUUGAAUUAAUUGCCAGUGCAUUUUUACCAUUAUCAUUUAUUGGAAAGUAUGAUAGUAAUAAAAUAGUUAAAUUAAAUUUUGAACGUGAAUGGAUUGAAAAUACUAGUGGUAGUAAUAGUUCAAUUAAAUUAUAUAUGAAUGAAAUUUUAGAAUUUUUUAAAAUUUAUGUUCAAUCGAAUAAAUUUGAAAUUAGAAAGAUUUUAGCUACUUCAAUAUCUAAUUUAAGUAAUUUAAUUGAUAAUUCAAAUCAAUUAUCUUCAGAAACAAUUAUUGAAUUAUUAAAACUUUUAUUAGAAUCUAAUAAGGGUAAAUCAUGGGAAGGUAAAGAAUUAGUUUUUGAUUCUUUAAUAUCAUUUUCAAUUACUUGUAAAGAAUUUUUAAGAAAUCCAUUGCAAUUGGAAUUAUUAAAUCAAAUUAAUCGAGUUAUAAUUGUUGAAGCAAAGAGAAGAAAUAAAACUUAUCAAAAACAUGUUAUUAAACUUGUUGGAAAAUAUAUUCAUGAAUUUAAUAAUGAUAAUUUAGAAGUUAUUGAAAUUUAUAUAACAAUUAUGGGUCAAGUAUUACUGGAUAAUUAUAGUUUAGAUGAAGAUGAAGAUGAAGAUAUGACUAGUGAUAAUGAAGAUUUAAAAUUUAAUCUUACAACUAAAGAAAAUCUUGAUCUUGAAGAAUCUAAAUUAUCAUUUAUAAAGAAUCUUGGAGAAAGUUUUUAUAUAAUUAAUGAUAAACAAUAUAAUCAUGAAUUAAUUGAAUUUAUAUUAAAUCAAUUCUACAGUAUAUUUCAUUCAAGACUUAUUACAAAUACUUGGAGAUCAAAAUUACAAGUAAUGGAAUCAUUACUGAAAAUAUUAAUUCAAUUAAAGGAUUCUCAUCCAAUAAAGGAAAUUGAUAAUAUCUUUAAGAAUUGGAUUCAAUUAAGUGAAUUAUGUUUAACUAAUGAUAAUAUUGAAAAUGUUAAAAUUCAAUUCAUUAGAUUAUCUUCAAAUUUGCAACCAAUUUUAGAAGAUUUGAAUGAAUUGAAUAAGCUCAAUCAAGUUAUUGAGAAAUUAAAUCAAUUUAAACAAACUGAAACUUCAAGUAUUAUUCAUACUGAAUUAAGUAAAUUUUUUACAUAAUUACAUAGAAUUAAAUAUAAUUUUAAAGGUUACACUAUAAUAGUGUAAAGGAAAAUAUAUUAAUUAGAUAGCAAAAAGCUCACUAUAUAUUAUUUAAAACAUCAACCAUGUAACUUUUUUCCAACCUUUAAAAAAAAUUAGCUUUCACCUAA